Molecule: messenger RNA, 1426 nt
Organism: Helianthus annuus (common sunflower)
Lineage: Eukaryota; Viridiplantae; Streptophyta; Magnoliopsida; Asterales; Asteraceae
Exons: 2
Coding region: 135-1247 (370 amino acids)
Molecular function (GO): methyltransferase activity
Source: RefSeq, a predicted model, not a curated record
CAUCGGAUCACACCUCCAAAACACAUCCAACGGUGACCAACACACCAUCUCAGAUCUUUAUUAGUUAUAAUCAUCAUCAAAUCAUAUCACUCUUUCUUUCUUCACCUGAAAGCUUGACCCUCCGCUGAACAAUCAUGGGUUUCACAAUGGGUCUGAACCUACUCCUGUUACUAGCCAUGGUUGCAACCAACAUCCUCUCACUCUACCACCUCUCCACCACCAUGAUCUCCACCAAACCACCCACAACCCCCACCCCACCUGUCCCAGACCACCUCCUCCGCCAGCUCCAAACCAUACGCGCUACCAUCACCCACCUCACGCGCCACCACUCCAACCCAUCCAUACCCACCACCCCUUCCACUAUCCCCUCCGAACUCCUCCUCUACACCCAACUCUCCCCCAUCGCAUCCUCCUGCCGCCACCACCCUGACCUCCUCCACCAGUACAUGAACUACACCCCUUUUUCCCCUUGUCCGCCACCGUCCUCCGCCGCCGCUGAACCACUCAUCCUCCGUGGCUGCCACCCUCUCCCCCGCCGGCGUUGCUUCUCCCCCACCCCUAACAAACAACCCACUUCACUACCCACUAACCCCUUCUCUCCGGUGCCGGAAUAUUCCAUUUUAUGGAACAAUUACAAGUGUAAAAACUUUAACUGUCUUAACCCUGAUCUGGGUUUUGAUUUAAAGAAAGAAAAAUCAAAACUUUUAACUUACAAAACCGAUCUUGAUCUCCCAAUAUCUCAACUAACAGACAUUGCUAAAAAGUCAAAAAUCGUUGUUCGGUUAGCGUUGGACAUCGGUGGCGGUACGGGUACUUUCGCUGCUCAAAUGAAAGAACAAAAUGUGACAGUGAUAACCACCACAAUGAGCUUGGGUGCACCUUACAAUGAAGUGGCUGCACUCAGGGGAUUGGUGCCUUUACAUGUUCCAUUGCAGCAGAGGCUGCCUGUGUUUGAUGGGGUGUUGGAUCUUGUGCGGUGUGGGCAUGCUGUGAAUCGGUGGAUCCCGGUGCAGGCGAUGGAGUUUUUGGUUUACGAUGUUGAUAGAGUGUUGAGGGGUGGUGGGUUCUUUUGGGUGGAUCGGUUUUUUAGUAAAGGGGUGGAUCUUGAUAAGGUUUACGCGCCGUUGAUUGGGAAGUUGGGGUAUAAGAAGGUGAAAUGGGCGGUUGGGAAGAAGACGGAUUCGAGUGGCGUUAAGAAUGAUGAGGUUUAUUUGACUGCUUUGUUGCAAAAGCCGGUCUCAAGAUGACAAUAACGAUGAUGACGGUGAUGGUUUUGUUUUCGCUCUUGAGGGAUCUCAAGGAAUCUAUCCCUCCAUGCGCAUAGUUUUGGAAAUGAAUCUUCAUCAAGGAGUUUCACACCACUUACCACUUCUAAGGGACGAGAAUAAUCAGCAAGCCACCCGAAAGCAAGAUCCAAGAAUCCAAC